Molecule: messenger RNA, 690 nt
Organism: Capronia coronata CBS 617.96
Lineage: Eukaryota; Fungi; Ascomycota; Eurotiomycetes; Chaetothyriales; Herpotrichiellaceae
Product: peroxidase
Exons: 4
Coding region: 1-690 (229 amino acids)
Biological process (GO): cell redox homeostasis; cellular oxidant detoxification; cellular response to oxidative stress
Cellular component (GO): mitochondrion; cytosol
Molecular function (GO): peroxiredoxin activity
Source: RefSeq, a predicted model, not a curated record
AUGUCUGCUCAAGGACGCGCCGAACCACUUCGCCUCGGCUCUAUUGCCCCCAACUUCCAGGCCCAGACUACGAAAGGUCCUAUUGACUUCCAUGAGUUUAUUGGUGACAACUGGGUUGUCCUUUUCAGCCACCCUGAAGAUUUCACACCUGUGUGCACCACUGAGCUGGGCGCGUUCGCCAAGUUGGAGCCAGAGUUCACAAAGCGAGGAGUGAAGCUGAUCGGCCUCUCCGCAAACACCAUCGACAGCCAUGGCCAGUGGAUCAAGGACAUUGACGAGAUCAGCGGCAGCCACCUGUCGUUCCCCAUCAUCGGAGACAAGGACCGAAAAGUCGCUCUUCUGUACGACAUGAUCGACCACCAAGAUGCCACCAACGUUGAUGAGAAGGGUGUUGCCUUCACCAUCCGAUCCGUUUUCAUCAUUGACCCCAAGAAGGUCAUCCGCACCAUUCUCUCCUACCCAGCCUCGACCGGCCGCAACACUGCGGAAGUUCUCCGAAUUGUUGACUCCCUCCAGACCGGCGACAAGCACAAAGUCACCACCCCGAUCAACUGGGUGCCUGGCGACGAUGUCAUUGUUCACCCCAGCGUCAAGACCGAGCAAGCGAAGGAAAUCUGGCCAGAGAUGAAGAUCAUCAAGCCAUACCUGCGCGUGACACCACUACCGAAGGAAAAGACCACUGCGGCUUAG